Messenger RNA from Somion occarium, 1006 nucleotides. The record is from the annotation of a GenBank genome assembly. NCBI's taxonomy places the organism in Eukaryota, Fungi, Basidiomycota, Agaricomycetes, Polyporales, Cerrenaceae.
AUGCCAGUCACAUCUAAGUUGUACAAUCAUCAUUGUUUACCUGUGUCGUCCUCUCGCACCUCUAUUUUCUAUAGCACUGUUCCUGUUUUCUUGAAUAUGCCCAAAGCCGCCAGGUCGAAACAGAGACUCUUUCAUCAGCAGACUGUGAAGCCCUCAACUCGUAAGUUCGCUGAUGGCAACACCGUUGAGCAUGUCGAGGUAGGAUCACAUGCGGAUACUACCGGCAAUGAAAUCUUGGCGGAGAUGGCUACUUCCGAGGAGCCUUCAAAGGUCAUGAAGAAGAAGGAUAAACUAGCAAUGAAGCAUGAGCUCUUUCUACAACGCCUUGAAUCAGCACAGUCGCCAUAUUCCAAAUCUCAUGAGCGGCGACUGAAGCGAAAAGCAAAGGAACAAGUUGCUGGUGGAAUGAAUGACAUUCAAGCCGCACUUUCAGCUGUUGCGGGUGAGACUGCAGAUACAGAUGCAGACUCUGUGCCGCAUGCUUCAGCGGACGACUCGAUAAAGGUUCCGUCCAAACCAAAACCUGGACAAAUAGGAGAAGGGAAAAGUGGUCCUUUGAGCAAAACUCAGAGGAAGAAGGCUUUGCAAACUGAAAGGCUUCGUAUACCCAUGAUUCUGUCAAACCCAGAGUUCGCCUCCAAUCCCUUCCAGACUAUCCGGACCCACGCGCAAAAUACGCUCCUGAAACAUCAGACACCUCCAUGACGUUCCAAGAACCUUUGGGCUCUUGGUGUCGUCACUGCAGAUCUACCCAGCAGAGCAGUAGCGAAUGCACAUCGCUGCUGCACAAUUGCACUGUAUAGUCACGCAUAUGCUCUCCCUCUGCGCCAGGACAUAACCUCAAGAGAGCAUCCAGAAGCUCAAUGUAAAUGUGUGAGGCAAGAGAGAAAAACCUGUUGUACUGGGUAUACAUGACAUGUGGCUCCCUGUUUCUACUAGGAUUGGACCACUGUAUCAGUAUUAUAAUGUAGAAAAGUAUAUGAACAUAGAAAGUCAUAGUAAUCAU